This is a messenger RNA of Tachyglossus aculeatus (Australian echidna), 1146 nucleotides long. Its product is annotated as putative methyltransferase DDB_G0268948. Bases 1 to 1005 code for a protein of 334 amino acids. NCBI's taxonomy places the organism in Eukaryota, Metazoa, Chordata, Mammalia, Monotremata, Tachyglossidae. Gene Ontology annotation, molecular function: S-adenosylmethionine-dependent methyltransferase activity. The record is from RefSeq and is a predicted model, not a curated record. The transcript is spliced from 8 exons.
AUGGCCUUACAUGGGAAUCACGUGACUGGAAACGUGUUUAAAAGGAUAAAAACUAGCCUCCCUAGGGAGACUGAUCCAAUCCCGACUUUGGAGGGGGACCUAGGGGUCACGGUGUGCGGUGAAGCCCUUGGUCUCUCCAAGCGGGAGCCGAAGGCCUGCUGCAAGGGAAGACAGGACAGUGUCAUGGCUGCUGCACAACCAUUUCAGGCAAAAGAUCACGUAGAACUUUAUGAAAAGUACAGGUUCCCUCCUCCUGAGGAACUCCAAAAUGUUAUCUUCUCCUAUUUGGAAGAGAAGAAAGGAAAACCUCACAGACUGGCCGUGGACGUGGGCUGUGGAUCAGGCCAGGGCACGCGAGUCCUGGCGCCUCAUUUUGAGUGGGUCUUGGGGAUGGACAUCAGCGAGGCCCAGAUCCAACAGGCCCGACAAGUCCCCGGCCCCAACAACAUCUCCUACAGGGUCUGCCCCGCAGAAGACCUCCCCCUGGAAGAUGCAUCUGUGGACCUAGUCACGGCAUUUGCAGCAGCUCACUGGUUUGACACGGAGCGCUUCCUGCGGGAAGUGAAGCGCGUCCUCAAGCCGCAGGGUUGUGUGGCCCUGAGCACCUACCUCCCCCGGAUGAGCCUGCACUUUGGGGACUGCUCAGAGAGGCUCACCCAGAUUGUGGAGAAGCAGAUGCAGUUGCUUGUGGAUAAUUAUGCUAGUAACGGCAUCAAAUUUGUGUUGUCAGAGUACAAAGAGAUACUUGAUGCUAUGACUUUCCCAGACAAACAAAGAAUUAGAAAUCUCCGUGGUAAAAUGCACAUGUCAGUUGGUGAAUUGAUGGGGUACAUACAGUCCCUUGCCAUGUACCAGAAAUUCUUGAAUAUCAACCCUGAGGCAGCAAAGGAUUCUUUGAAAACAACCGAAGAGAGCAUCUUAGAGACCAUGGGAGCUCAUUCCAAAGAAACUCAAAUAGAGGUCUGGAUGAAUUAUGUUUGCAUUCUAGGCUACAAGAUGUCAUAGGAAUGCCUCUGGAGCAGGGAGGAAGCAAGGGAAAUGCCCGCGGCCAAAGGGGACCAUCCCAUUCUCUGGAGAAGAAAAUGCCCUGUACUGGCCACCCAACAAAAUGGAAGACCUGAUCCUCCAAGGCUCCUGUCUCGCUAU